AUGUCAUUCCUUGGAGAUCGACCAAAGAGACCCCUGUCGUCUUGGAUGUUGUGGAUGAAGGAGUCCGGGCGGAAGCAGAUCAAGUCGGAGAAUCCCGGGCUAAGGGUCACGGAAGUGGCUGCCAUGGGCGGUGCACUAUGGCGCAGAAUGGGGGAAUCCGAGAAGUCCCAGUGGAAGAAGUCGGCCAGCGAGGCGAUGGAAAAAUACAAGGAGGAGGUAAAGCUCUGGAAGUCCCAUGCCAAGAUGGAAAAAAAGCAUCUGAAGAAAAGAGGCCUUCCGAAAGCAUCUCAAUUCGCGGAUACCUCGGCAAAGCCGACUUUCUUUGUCUACGACAGCUCAGAUCAUUCCUUUUCUCCGAUCUGCAUGGAUUGCUUCUUAAAGUGUUCGUUGUCCCAUUGGUCAUGA
Molecule: messenger RNA, 405 nt
Organism: Drosophila elegans
Lineage: Eukaryota; Metazoa; Arthropoda; Insecta; Diptera; Drosophilidae
Product: high mobility group protein Z-like
Exons: 1
Coding region: 1-405 (134 amino acids)
Molecular function (GO): transcription cis-regulatory region binding
Source: RefSeq, a predicted model, not a curated record